AUGGGUCAUCUUCUGGCUUUCCUCGCGGGCGCUGGCGUAGCGACGUGGUACGCCCGACGGCACUCACCCUACCACUUCCCUCCCUCCGGCGCCGGGCCGUACCACUCCGCAUAUCCAUCGCAAGAAGAGCGGAACAAGGAAUGGGAAGAGCAUCGGGCGCGAUUUAGGGAUAUGAGCGCUCAGGCGGGGAGCACGAUGAUGGACGUUACCGAAGCUUCGCUGGACGUUAUGCAAGUCGCCGUUCAGACUCUUAGAGAGAAGCUCGCGGAACAUCGUACGAUAAGAAUGGAGCAUCAGCAGCCUGUUUCUCCCCCGAAAGAUCAGACACAUAAGCCGCUGGAAGCAUGA
Molecule: messenger RNA, 348 nt
Organism: Pleurotus ostreatus (oyster mushroom)
Lineage: Eukaryota; Fungi; Basidiomycota; Agaricomycetes; Agaricales; Pleurotaceae
Exons: 3
Coding region: 1-348 (115 amino acids)
Source: RefSeq, a predicted model, not a curated record